AUGCCUAUUGUGCCUGCCCCCGAGCGGAAGAGCACGCUGGCGUCCAGGCUGUCCCAGCGGCUCCAGGCCUCUCUCUCCCAGCACCAGGACGAUGACUUCCAGCAGGACAGAAAACGCAUGCGCACCCCAGCUGCGGACUCCAAGGUAUCGCCAUCUCCGCGGACCGGGGGCAGGAAGCGGCGCUGCCUGGACAUGGGGGUGCAGUUCAUCGAUGAGGACCCUGAGCCGGAGGGCAGACCCCUCAGCCCCGGGGGUCAGAGCUGGAGUAUGGAGCCCGGCUCGCAGGCGGAGAGAGCCGACACCUUUCCGGCGGCCCAGAGCCCUGCUCCAGCGCCCUGCAGGCUGUGCCCCUGUGCCGCCACCAAGCCGGCCCACAAGGAGAAGGAGAAGGAGAAAGAGGAGGGCAGGGGCGGCGGGAAGCAGAGGGUCCCCAAGAUCUUUUUCGGGACGCGCACGCACAAGCAGAUCGCGCAGAUCACGCGGGAGCUGCGGCGCACGGCCUACUCCAGCGUGCGCAUGACCAUCCUGUCCAGCCGCGACCACACCUGCGUCCACCCGGAGGUGUCGGCCAGCGGCAACCGCAACGAGCGCUGCCGCGAGCUGCUGGAGAGCCGGGAGGGCCAGUCCUGCCGGUAUUACCACGGAGUCCACAAGAUGCGGGAGCAGAACUCGCUGCAGUGGGGCCACGGGCUGCACCAGGCCUGGGACAUCGAGGAGCUCGUGCGUCUGGGCCGCAGGCUGCGCUCCUGCUCCUACUUCGCCGCCCGCGAGCUCAUGGUGGAGGCCGACAUCGUCUUCUGUCCCUACAACUACCUGCUGGACCCACAGAUCAGGGAGAGUAUGGACAUCUCUUUGAAAGGUCAGGUGGUGGUACUGGAUGAGGCUCACAACAUCGAGGACUGUGCCCGGGAGUGUGCCAGCUUCACCCUCACCCAGGCACAGCUGCUGUUCGCCCGCGAGGAGAUGGACAGCAUGGUCCACCACAACAUCCGCCGCGCUGACCACGAGCCCCUGCGAGCCUUCUGCUGCAGCCUGGUCAACUGGCUGGAGGAGAGCCGUGGUUCUCUGGAAGAGAGGGAGUAUGAGACAGCCUGCAAGGUGUGGAGCGGCCGAGAGAUCCUUGGCAUCUUCCAUGGGCUGGGGAUCACGGAAGCCACCUUCCCCAUCCUGCAGAAGCACCUGGAGGCUGUGCUGGAGAAAGAGGAGAAGGUGACCUUGGUGAAUGGGAGAGAAGAAACCACACAGGUCCCCACCGUCAGCUCUCCCACUCAGAUGGUGCUCAAAGGCCUCUUCAUGGUCUUGGAAUUCCUCUACCGAUAUCACCUCACAUUUGCAGGAGUGAACUUCAUGAUAAUGUUGAUGUAUUACUUGAAUGGUUAGAAUUUUGUAUUUCACUGUGAAGCGAAAUCUCAUGUAAGCGGUCGUGGCAACAGGCCCUGUUCUUAGAAGAAGAAGUUGGUUGAUUUCUCAGAGGGUUUUGUGUUGCGUGCCUAGGCCUUCUCAGACCUGAGCAGCAGCGUGCGCACCAUCGUGCUGACCUCUGGGACCCUCUCCCCCAUGAGCUCGUUCUCCUCGGAGCUGGGCGUCAAGUUCUCCAUCCAGCUGGAGGCCAGUCACGUCAUUAAAAAGUCCCAGGUGUGGGUGGGCACAGUUGGCGCGGGGCCUCAAGGCCGGAAGCUGUGUGCCACCUUCCAGCACACAGAGACCUAUGCCUUCCAGGAUGAGGUGGGUGCCCUGAUGCUCAGUGUGUGCCAGGCUGUGGCACACGGAGUGCUGUGCUUCCUGCCAUCAUAUAAGAUGUUGGACAAGCUGAGGGAGCGCUGGAUGCACACGGGCCUGUGGGGGAAGAUGGAAGAGAGGAAGGCCGUCAUCACCGAGCCCAAGGGAGGGGACAAGGCGGACUUUGAUGAGCUGCUGCAGACGUACUAUGAAGCCGUCAAGCAGAGAGGAGGAGCGCUGCUCAUAGCGGUGUGCAGAGGAAAAGUCAGCGAGGGGCUGGACUUCACGGAUGACAACGCGCGGGCCGUGGUCACCAUCGGAAUCCCUUUCCCCAACAUCAAAGACUUGCAGGUGGAGCUGAAGAGGAAGUACAAUGACCAGCACUGUAAGGCUCGCGGUCUCCUGCCGGGCAGCCAGUGGUAUGAAACGCAGGCCUUCCGUGCUCUCAACCAGGCUCUGGGAAGGUGUAUCCGGCACAAGAAUGACUGGGGGGCUCUCAUCCUGGUGGACGACCGGUUCAGGUGCAACCCCAAUAAAUACAUCACAGGUCUGUCCAAGUGGGUGCGUCAGCAGGUGCAGCACCAUGCCACCUUCAGCAGCGCGCUUCAGUCCUUGAUCACCUUCUCCCAGGGACACCAGGGUGCAGGGGCAGUCAGCGCAGCAGGGCAGGGGGAGCCUACAGCCCCAGAGCUCGGGAGCCCAGACCCUGCUGCACCACGGGGCACAGCCAGCCCUCACUGGGGCACUGCACGCCUGCAUGACACGGGCCAGUCCGCGGCACCUGCUCCUGAUGGGGUCCGGCUCCCCCUUGCAGGUGACCAGGUAUCCGUGCAUCAACAAGCACGGCUUCUGUCUUCCCCCAGGCAGAAGGAGGGGCUCAUUGAGGAGAGCACCAGUGCUGAUGUCAACACUGCACAGCUGGGUAGAGGACAGAGGCCACAGGGAACCUCACCCCAGCUAUUCGACAUGCUGCUUACCUCCACACCUGUCUGCAGCUCGUUUAAGAAGCCCAUCUUCAGCUCCGUCACACCUGGGAGAGAGCAAAGAGAUGCCCCUCUUCAGGAACCAGCUGCAGGGGUGAAAACAGCAAAGACAGCAGCCAGCGAGGAGAGGAGAGUUCAGCCCGAUGGCAGACAGAGAAGCCCUGCAGAGUUCAGUGGCGGUGGGGAGCCGGGCGACAAUGGUGAAGGUCCUGAAUGCACAGUCUUGGCGUUCUCCCCCAUCAAGCCGGCUGCCAGCCCUGACCGUACGGAGGUUGGGGCUGGGUGCCCGGUGGUGGAGCCCCAAGAUCGGGCGGAGGAGGAGGACCAAAGCCUUUUCUUCACCCCAGAACUGUUCGAAGGUGGGGAGGAGAGCGAUGUGGAAGAGGGUUCCAACACUAGGCAGGCGUUACCCUGCGGGACAGAAUUAGAGACAGAACCUGUUGUCCUGGGUGUGGAUGACACCCCAGCACCCCACCUCUCUAAAGGAACAGUCCAUGUUCUCUCAGAGGACGACCUCAGCUCUGAUGAGUGUGCAGGACCCUUAACUACCGUCGCCCAGAAGGGUGAUGCUGCCCACAUGUGCGGACAAGCUGUGUCAGAGGCCCACACGACCAGAGAGGCAGGCAGGGACAGGGACAGCAGUAGCACAAGGAAGGAUGAGAGUGUAGACUUAACAGAGUGGGCACCCACACAGACACAAACAAGCCACAGGACACACAGGCUGUCCAGGUCUAGAAACAAAGGCGCAUCUUCUUCAGCAGACCUGCAGCAUAAACGAGAGGCUUUGAUUCGCAAGGCAGGGAAGGGCAGGCAGAGAGCAGAGAGGCUGCGCGGGGCUGAGGCAGGCACACGGGCCUGGGGCAGUCCGGCCCCAGUCCGGCCCCUGAGAGCCGCGGAGCAGGUCGGUCUUGCAGGGGACCCUCCUGCCCCUAGGGGCGGGGGUCCAGACUCCGCCGCGGACGAGAGGGAGAGCCAGUACUGGACUGUGCUCGGCCAGGCUGCAGAACCGGCUCGCUCGGCCCGAGCGCAGAGGAAGGCCGGCCAUCCCUGCAGGACAGCCGGAGCCAGGGGCGUGGUGGGGUGCUCUGGGUCGCCGCCCCGGCCAGCCGGACAGAGGAAGGGUAAAAUGGAGGAACCCCAGCUAGACCCACCGAGGCCUGUCUGGGAAUCGGAGGACCAGACACACCCUCCUCCUCUUCCGCCACGCCGAGGCACGGUCAGGAAGGCGGCGGUUUCCUGCCACCAGUCCGGCACCAGACAAGUCAAGCAGCAUAUCUCUCGCAGGAUUAAAGCUCAAAGCAGGGGAUGGAAAAGCAGGAAGCUCGGUACACCUGAUGCCAAAACUUUCUCCCAGAGAAGAAGGAGAGACCUCGGCCGUGACCCCUGUCAGACUGGGCUUUACUGUGCAGAGUGUGGAGCUGAGCUGCUGCACUGUGCCGAAGGUGCACUGAAGAGAGCUGUGUGUGAGAGGCAGGAUGUGGCCACGCUGAGGGACUCUCUCUCUGGGGUCAGUGUGGCCCAGGUAGAGUGCCCCUGUGUGCCCCUACGUCCGCGUCCUCCGGCCAGCCCACUCCUGCUGCUGGUGGAGCUCCCAGCUGCCUUGCAGGCCCUCAGGGACUCGCUACAGGCUUGUGAAUCUGGCGUCACUCACCAGGGCCUGCAGACAGGCUUAUGUUUAAAUGCCAUCUGGAACCCCAAGGAGGUCUCAAUUACCCGGCUCUUACAGUGCAGGAGCUGCACCUCCCUGCGUCCCCCUAGCUGCUCCGUCAUCGCGGCUGACGUCUCACACCCCCAGGACAGCACCGCCGACCAGAUUUGGUUGAUCCCAUCCUCCGUGCGGUUCUGCUCCCAGAUUCCGAUCUGAGAGGCGGCACAGGACAUCCUGUACAGACAAACCCCUUCCCCGCCAUGCGUCCCCCCUGCCUCUGAACAGACAGUGCCUCCUCAGCUCUCCGGAGUGGCACAGACAUACUCCUGCUGAGCCGAGUGAAUGGACUGGUCCUACGCAGGGAAGAGAGGCGCUGAAGGCAGAGAAGGAGAACGGAGCCCUGGAGCCUUCUGG
Messenger RNA from Lepisosteus oculatus (spotted gar), 4764 nucleotides. Lineage: Eukaryota; Metazoa; Chordata; Actinopteri; Semionotiformes; Lepisosteidae. The record is from RefSeq and is a predicted model, not a curated record.